Messenger RNA from Neurospora hispaniola, 2223 nucleotides. RefSeq lists its product as uncharacterized. The transcript has 4 exons. The record is from RefSeq and is a predicted model, not a curated record. NCBI's taxonomy places the organism in Eukaryota, Fungi, Ascomycota, Sordariomycetes, Sordariales, Sordariaceae. The coding region runs from base 1 to 2223 and encodes 740 amino acids.
AUGGCUAAUUUGUUCAUGACGAACGAGGAGCUUGGAAAGAAAAACGACGAUCACAAGCGGACUAAAAUUCCCCCAAUCCGAUCCUCGCAAUGGAAUGCGGCUCGGAUUCCCCCACGGAAGACGCUGAAGCGUCUCGCCAUAGCCUUGACCGUCGCCAUUUUCGUCUACCUUUUUAUACACAACAUACCUACAGAUAACCCCAUCCGAGACCACCGACACCCCGUCUAUCGCCCCGUUUCCGCUCAAACCCCGUCGAACGCACCGAGCAUUCCCAAGCUAAAUCCCGAUCGUCCUUGGAAGCCACCGACAAAGCCUGAGACGGCCAAGCAGAAGCCAAAGCCUAUUCCUGAAGUUGACCCAAAGCCUGUGCCGGAUGUUGGCUACAAUGGCCCGAUCACGUUUCCCAAUCUCGCUGUGUCGCUACAAGCAAUAUAUGAGACACAGGGAACAUCUCCAACGAAUAAAAACAUACUGUUUGCGGCAUCCAGCCUUAAGAGCGCUGCUAAGCUGCUGCCAAUGGCUUGUCAGAUGGGGACCGAGUUACGGAGCUACGUGCACUUUGCCCUCAUGAGCCGAAGUGAUAUCGAUAUGGAGCAGCUGCAGGCUAUCAACGGCAUCGACCAGUCCUGCCAGAUCAUAUUUCACGACGCCCGUCUGGAUAAAUCGACCGAGUCAACCAAGACACGCCUUUCUAAGGGUGUAUCUCGUGCCUUCCACCACGUCCAAACGUACAUGCACCCACAAGCUGUGCUUGUAGAUGCUUCGGGCGAAGAAGAGGAGUAUUUCCUUCCCGCUGCAAGAGCCCAGGCAUCUGAGGAAGGAUUCCCUCUGAUCGAACUACCUGAGGGCGCACAGAAACACCUUGCUUGGAUGACGAAGCUGGAUAGUGCUUCUUUAGCAGCCUGGAACAAAGUCAAUGUCGAGAUCAUGGUCUACGCCUCAACCGGCACCUCGGGAAGCCUAAUUCGGCUGCUGAAAUCUCUGUCGGCCGCGGAUUUCACAGCUUGUGCUAUUCCACACUUGACCAUUGAGCUUUCUCACGAUAUUGACGCCGCUACGACUCAGUUUCUGCAAAAGUUCCAGUGGCCGCCUUCCCGAGCGUAUAAUCCGACUCACGUUCGUCAACUGACUCUUCGCCACCGUAUCCCGCGUAAGAGCUUGACGGAAGAAGAGAGCUCAGUGCGAUUCCUCGAGUCUUUCUGGCCCGCAGACCAGCAUUCCCACGUCUUAGUUCUCUCUCCGAAUAUCGAGUUAUCCCCUCGGUUCUAUCAUUGUAAGCCGCCGUACCCCCAAUUUGUUAAUCAUUUGCUUUACAAAGCCCGCCCGAUGUUGACAGCAUUCCUCAAAGACCUAAAGUACGCACUCCUUGAAUACAGCUACUCCGUCCCCGCUACCAUGCAACAAUGGGACUCUCACAUUCUUGGUAUCAGUCUAGAGCUUCCCUCAACCCACCCAGGCGAUGCCCUCAAACCUUUCAGCCCGCCCUCUGCGUCCAAGAAGGCUACUGCCGCCCAACAACAAAAACAACAAAAGAAAACCCCCACCGACAACAACACCCCAUUCCUCUGGCAAGCUCCCGGCAGCAAUGCCGUCCUCUACAGCGGCCAAAAGUGGACGGAACUCCACAAACUUGUGUCCAAAUCACUCGAGUUCCUUCACCAACAGCAUCAACAUGCUAGCGCUACCAACCCUGCCUUGAAUUUCUUCACCCAAAAACAAAUUAGCAAACACUACCCCUCCUGGCUCGAACACGCCCUCCGUCUCGCGCGCGCCCGCGGCUACUUCACCUUGUACCCCAGCCCCCAAACAGCGAGGAACCUGGCGACCGUACAUAAUGAGCUCUACCGAGGGCCGGAGGAGUACCGCAGCAGCGAUGCUGGUGGUGGGAGCGAUAGCGGCAGUCGGAAUGAGCUAGGGAAACAAAAUGAUGAAAUCAGCCUCUCCCCCGGUUCGCUACUGGACAGCUUACCCGCCGGGGGCAAUCUCGUGCCCUUUGGUGAUAUGCCGUUGCUGGAUUGGGAGGGAAGGGCGACGAGUUUAGCGGAGGUGGAUAGGGGGGCAGGGGAAUAUGUGGAUGAGUUCAGGAGAGCGGCGGGGUGUGGAAAGUUGGAGAAGGGGAAGAGUCAGAUGGGUGAGGACGGUGAGGAGGAGGAGGAUGAAAAGAAUAUCUUGGCUAAUGGGGUUCGGAAAGGAGGGGUGGAGAAUUUGUUUUGUAAUCGGUGA